AUGUCCCAAGUAAUCGAUGCCAAAAAGCGUCGCACUCGAAGCGACUAUGUCUUCCACCAAGAGUUCGACAAUGACAUGUACGCCCACCUCAACAACACUGUCUAUGCCAUGCUCUUUGAUUCCAUCGUCAAUUCAUACCUGAUCACCCACUGCGGGAUGGAUCCCUUUUCCAUGAACAACAACAGCAGCAGCGAUAAAACCACGGCCUCCUCCAACCAGGUCGCUAUCAUGGUCAACUCCUACUGCGACUACUUCGCGUCAGUCUCCUUCCCGGACGUCCUGGACCUGGGACUCCGCGUUGCGAAACUGGGUUCUUCCAGCGUGACCUACGAAGUCGGAGUGUUUAAGCGGGGCGAGGAAGCUGUCAAGACGGUGGGAGGGUAUACACAUGUAUUUGUGGCGAGGGAGACGAUGAGACCAACUAAAUCGGGGAUGGAGGAGAAGAUUCGACGGGAGUUGGAGAAGUUGAUGGUGCAGCCGAAAGCGAGGCUGUAA
Aspergillus tanneri is the source of this 495-nucleotide messenger RNA. Its product is annotated as acyl-CoA thioesterase. The record is from RefSeq and is a predicted model, not a curated record. Lineage: Eukaryota; Fungi; Ascomycota; Eurotiomycetes; Eurotiales; Aspergillaceae. Gene Ontology annotation, molecular function: fatty acyl-CoA hydrolase activity. The transcript has 2 exons. Gene Ontology annotation, cellular component: mitochondrion. Bases 1 to 495 code for a protein of 164 amino acids.